This is a messenger RNA of Elephantulus edwardii (Cape elephant shrew), 3234 nucleotides long. Its product is annotated as general transcription factor II-I repeat domain-containing protein 2-like. The record is from RefSeq and is a predicted model, not a curated record. Lineage: Eukaryota; Metazoa; Chordata; Mammalia; Macroscelidea; Macroscelididae. Gene Ontology annotation, cellular component: nucleus. Bases 1 to 3234 code for a protein of 1077 amino acids. The transcript is spliced from 15 exons.
AUGGCCCAGGUGGUCAUGUCCCCUCUGCCAGUGGGACAUGAGGAGUCCUCAGAGAGCCGGAUGGUGGUGACGUUCCUCAUGUCUGCUCUGGAGUCAAUGCACCCUCACUGCACAGCCUGCUCAUUGACGCUGCUCCCCGAAUCCUGCGGCUUCAUCACGUCGGGCAGCUCGGGCGGGCUGGAGAAGGGAUCGAUGCGGAGGGGCUCGAACGUGCCGUUUUCCCGGAGGGCCAGCCCCACCGUGGCCGGUGCCUGGGGUCUCGCCGUCUGGGAGGUGAAGCCGCACUCGCCCAGCGUCUUGGUGUCGUCCAGGAGCUGGUCGUCCUUGUACAGACGCUGCUCCUCGGGUGGCCGCUUAAGGAUGCCCUCGACGAUGCGCUUCAGCUCCAGAACAGUGCUGGACUCCUUGGCGUCAGUGAAGAUAGUGGUCUUGUGGCGCCGAAUCAUCAGGAACACGUCCAUCUUGGCCGUUACGCUGCUCGUGUCGAUGCUGUCGACGAAGCUGCGCAUGCACCUAGUUCCCAGCGUCCGCCCGUUCCAGCCCCCAGUGCGCCUGCGCGCUAUUCCACACCCAGCGUCCCACGUGCCCCGAGCUCGGACCCACUCCGGCUUAGUGCGCACUCCGUGCUCGGCUCCAUUCCCAGCAUCCCGUGUUGGGGACGAGCUGCUGGAGAUGAAGCCCCCAGGCCAUGAGGAGGGGACACAGGCCGACUCUGGGGAGGCAGGAAUCCUCCGGAAGGCAGUGGAAGAUUACUUCGGCCUCUGUUACGGUAGAGCCCUUGGCACGGCAGCGAUGGUUCCUGUGCCCUACGAGAAGAUGCUCCGAGACCAGGCGGCAGUGGCCGUGCACGGCCUCCCUGAAGGCGUCGCCUUGAAACACCCCAAGAAUUACAGCCUCACAACCCUCAAGUGGAUUCUGGAGAACAAAGCAGGGAUUUCGUUCGUCGUAAACAGGCCAUUCCGGGAGCCCAGGGAUCCACCAGGAAGUCAUGGGAUGGUUACAGAAGCCGAAAGAGCUGCCAUCUCUCCAGGUGAAAGCUGUGGCCCCACCAGAGUGAAAACUGAGCCCACAGAAGAUUCUGGAGUUCCACUGAAGACAGCAGCCGUCUCCGUCAAGAAGGAAUCAGAAGACCCAAAUUAUUAUCAAUACAAUUUGCAAGGAAGCCACCAAUCUGCCUCCAGCAACGAAGCAGUAGAGAUGGAGUUGCCAGUGGAAGGUUUGAUCCCACCGGCCCCUACAGAGGCAAACGAGGACGCCAAAGCCGAGGUGAAGAUGGAAGGAGGCACACAGCCACCUGGGAUGGUAAAUUCUACAGCGAGCGUUGAAGAUCUCAACAUUGUUCAGGUGGCCAUUCCAGAUGGUGAGAAGGAAAAAUUAUCAAAUGCUGAAAAGAUUAAGCAGCUGAGAGAGCAAGUCAACGAGCUCUUCAGCCGAAAAUUUGGUGAAGCGAUUGGGGUGGAUUUCCCAGUGAAGGUUCCUUACAGGAAGAUCACGUUCAACCCCGGCUGUGUGGUGGUGGAUGGCAUGCCUCCGGGGGUGGCUUUCAAAGCCCCUGGCUACCUGGAAAUUAGCUCCAUGCAGAGGAUCUUGGAUGCUGCUGACUUUAUCAAAUUCACAAUCAUUCGACCACUUCCAGGAGUCGAGCUUAGCAAUGUGGGAAAGCGCAAGAUAGACCAGGAGGGCCGCAUGUUCCAGGAGAAGUGGGAGCGCGCCUACUUCUUCGUGGAGGUGCAGAGCGUCCCCACCUGCCUCAUCUGUAAGCAGAGCAUGUCGGUGUCCAAGGAGUACAACCUGAGGCGCCACUACCAGACCAACCACGGCAAGCGCUUCGACCAGUACACGGAGCAGGCACGUGAGCGCAAGCUGCAGGAGCUCAAGGAGGGGCUCGCCGAGCACCUGGCGGGGGCUGCGGGCCCGGAGCAGGGCCCCCCAGCGAAGGCCAGCACCCAGCCGGCUGACGACGUGGCAUGGAGCCUGUGGGAGAAGCUCCGGGAGAAGCUGCGCUCCUUCGUGGCCUACUCGAUCGCCAUCGACGAGAUCACAGACACCAACAACACCACCCAGCUGGCCCUCUUCAUCCGCGGCGUGGACGACAACUUCGAAGUGUCCGAGGAGCUCCUGGAUACGGUGCCCAUGACGGGGACCAAGUCCGGAAACGAGAUCUUUCUGCGUGUUGAGAAGAGCCUGAAAAAGUUCCACAUCGACUGGUCGAAGCUGGUGAGCGUGGCCUCCACCGGCUCUCCCGCCAUGGUCAACGGCCAGGACGGGCUGGUGACAAAGCUCAAGGCCAAGGUGGCCACGGUGUGCAAGGGCUCCGCCCUCAAGUCGGUGUGCUGCAUUAUCCACCAGGAGACCCUGUGCGCGCAGAAGCUGAAGAUGGACCACGUCAUGGACGUGGUGGUGGACUCGGUCCACUGGAUAUGCUCGCGGGGGCUCAACCACCGGGGCUUCACCACGCUGCUCUAUGAACUGGACAGCCAGUACGGCAGCCUGCUCUACCACACCGACGUCAAGUGGCUCGGCCGCGGCCUGGUGCUCAGGAAGUUUUUCGAGUCCUUGAAAGAGAUUGACUCCUUCCUGCUCUCCAAAGGGAAGCCUGUGCCCCAGCUGAGCUCCAGGGACUGGAUCAAAGACCUGGCCUUCCUCGUGGACCUGACCAUGCACUUAAACACGCUGAGCAUGUCGCUCCAAGGGCACGCGCAGAUCGUCACGCAGAUGUAUGACGUCAUCCGGGCCUUCCUCGCCAAACUGUGCCUUUGGGAGACGCAUCUGGCGAGGAACAACCUGGCCCACUUUCCCACCCUGAAAUCCGUGUCCUCGGGGGACGAGGGCGACGGCCUGAACUACAUCCCCAAAAUCGCCGAGCUGAAGGCGGAGUUCCAGAGCCGGCUGUCCGACUUCAAGCUCUACGAGAGCGAACUGACCCUGUUCAGCUCCCCGUUCUCGGUGAAGAUCGACGGGGUGCAGGAGGAGCUGCAGCUGGAGCUCAUCGACCUGCAGUGCAACACGGCGCUCAAGGCCAAGUACGACAAGGUGGGCGUCCCCGACUUCUGCAGGCACCUCUGGAGCAGCUACCCCAAGUACAGGCACCACUGUGCCAAGAUCCUGUCCAUGUUCGGGAGCACCUACGUCUGCGAGCAGCUUUUCUCCAUCAUGAAACUGAGCAAAACCAAGUAUCACUCCGAGCUCAAGGGGUCCCAGUGGGACUCCGUCCUGCACAUUGCCACGGGAUGA